Pleurotus ostreatus (oyster mushroom) is the source of this 681-nucleotide messenger RNA. RefSeq lists its product as uncharacterized. The transcript is spliced from 4 exons. NCBI's taxonomy places the organism in Eukaryota, Fungi, Basidiomycota, Agaricomycetes, Agaricales, Pleurotaceae. Bases 1 to 681 code for a protein of 226 amino acids. The record is from RefSeq and is a predicted model, not a curated record.
AUGAGCCGACUCGCCUCUUUUCGUGGUCCAUCUGCACCAUCAACUUCGCCAGUCCCAAACCCGCAAUCCCCAUCAAAUAAAAAGAAAUCACGACGCUCCGAUGCCCUCACCGACUCCUCUAAUCUCCAACCACCCUCAUCCCCUUCUCGAUCUGCAACAGAAUCCACGUUCCAUCGCAAAACUCGCGCUUAUCUGUUAGAGUUCAAAGCCAUAGCGAACAGUUGGGAUGAUUUGGUGCUGAUCGACGGUGUAAGAGCGGCGAAGCACUUGGUUGAUGCUAGGACCGAACUCGAAAAUUCGAUCGCGCUCGCUCCAGAUCGGCGGCCCCGCUAUCAUUUAGUCGGCGAGAAACUUGUGCUUGCAGAGAACAAGAUCACAGAGCUCGAGAGUAUCAUCGCUACUUUGGAAAAACACUUUUGGAGGAUGAACAAUAUCAUUGACGGCUUGGAGGCACUCUAUUUCGAGGUGACAAAGGCAAAGGGAUUUCAAUGGGCCGCGAAGGAGCCACUUUGGACUACAUGGUCGCUCGAGAAGUUUGUUGUCUCCAUUCCUUCAGUUCUCCCGGCGUACAAUCAGCUCUUCACGAAUGCAAGAUCAUUGUCGAUACUCUUCGAUCACACACCGCGACGUUUGAGGUAUCGAGAGAUGCUAUCGCUAGAUGGGUCGAGCAGCCGUGGCUAG